Messenger RNA from Dendronephthya gigantea, 2414 nucleotides. RefSeq names its product protein mono-ADP-ribosyltransferase PARP14-like. The transcript has 6 exons. Lineage: Eukaryota; Metazoa; Cnidaria; Anthozoa; Malacalcyonacea; Nephtheidae. The record is from RefSeq and is a predicted model, not a curated record. Gene Ontology annotation, molecular function: RNA binding. Bases 108 to 2414 code for a protein of 768 amino acids.
UCCACCGCAAAUGAAUUUGUAUUUGCCAUGUUGAUCUAAAGUAAAAGAGUUAUAAUGAUUUAGACUGUGAAGUUCAGUAGCAUAAUUAUCUGAAAUGGUGAUAUAAGAUGUUCCCAUUGUAUGUGAGAGGUUUACCGGGUGAAAUUACACUUGACGACUUGAUUAUAUAUUUUCAAUCGACGGUAAAAUCAGGCGGCGGUGAUGUUGACUAUGACGCUUGCAAAUUGGAUGGCGACAAAGCAGUCAUAGUGUUUGAGAAGAAGGAAUAUUUAGAUAAUGUUUUAAAAAAGAUUCAUGAAAUUGAUGGCUACAAGCUGGAGAUAUCCGCCGAAGAUAAACCAAAGAAGCCAACUCCAAAACCACGAACUAAAAAGACAGAAUCGAAGCCUACUGACUACGAGGAGUUUCAGAAAAGAAAAUACUUACCGAAUCAACCAGACGUCGAGAAAGCCCGUCUUGGCGAAGUUCGAACUGUUAUCGUAAGUGGCCUUUGCCCAGAUUCAACAAACGAAACUGUAAAAAUGUUGUUUGAAAGUAGCAGAAGGUCUUGUGGAGGGGAAAUAGAGAACCUGGAGAGACUGGAACCAGGCGUUGCUCAUAUUACUUUUGCCAGUGCUGAAGUUGCGGCACAAGUAUUAGAGCAGGAUAAACUGGAACUGGAUGGGUAUCUUUUGCAACUAAGAGAAAAGCAACCGGAAUUAUUUCUUCCUCUGGAUAGGAAAAAGUUGUAUGUUGAAAAUAUAAACCCGAAUACAAGCGAAGACAGCUUGUGGAAUUAUAUGGUAGUAAGAACGAAACUGGAUGUGACUGGUAUACAGCGUGGUGAUAAUGGAAAUGCUUUUAUAACAUUCAACGAAGAACCAGAUAUGAAAAAAGUGUUGGACAGUAAAAAGCCUUUGGAAGGAGCAGAGUUAACAAUUUCCAAUCCUCCAGUAUGUAACAGCAUUUUAGUAACUGGGCUCUCUAAGAAGACAACCAAACAAGCGAUUGAGAUGUACUUUGAGACAGAACGAAAUGGUGGAGGAAAGAUAUAUGGGGAUAUUAUAUAUCAAAAAGAUAAAGGAAGAGCAGUCGUUUCAUACUGUGACCCGAUAAAUGUCGUCAGGACUUUAAACGCAAAAGAGCACAGACUAAAUCAAUCCGUUUUAACCUUACGUCAACACUAUCCAUUCAUGGAAACAAUAACAGAAACAACCACGAGGAUGAUAAAGAUAGACACACAUGUAUUGGAUCAUGUUUUAAAGAAUUGUGAAAAAGAAAUUUUUGAUCGGUUUGGGGAUAAAGCUCUCGAAAUUUUGAAAAGUAAUAAUGAAGAGUUUACUUUCCCGAGCGACACGGCAAAUGAAAUCGAAGCAUACUUGGCUGGAUUUACAGUCGAGAAAAUACCAAUUGGCAAGAGGUUGUUGGAAAGUUUCCGGAAUGAGUUAGAAGAUAUGAUAAGGAAGGCAAACCAAGGCAACAUUACUGUAAAAACAGAUAAAAACGAACAAAAAAUAGAAAUUGCAGGGGAAAAAGGUCAAGUUACUGAAGUUCAAAAUCAGUUUCAACUUGCAAUGGCCGAAAUGGAAAAGCAAUUAAAUAUUGUUACCAAAAUGAUUCCUGAUGUUGCUAAAACGAAAUUUGAGUUGCUCUCACUUCAUGGUGCUAUCGAAAUGCUGGGAAAAAAUUUUUAUGUGGAAGUAGGUUUCGGGCCACGUAGAGAUACUAUCACAUUGAAAGGAACAGGGAAACAUGUUUCCACGGCUACGGAGGAGCUCCUGAAGAAAUGUUCACAAAUUACAGAAGACAAUGUUGACCUUUCUAAGAAUGAAAGACUUUUUCUUCUGAACGGGGGACUUGACAUUGUAAAUAAGGGGAUGAAGGCAAUACGUUUGAGAGGAAUGGUUUCCCUCAGCCAGAAAAAGAAUAACAAUGUUAAAAUACAUGUUUUCGACGGCGCAAAAUCUGAAGAUGUUGAAGACUACUUAAGAAGAUGCAUGUAUGAAAGACAAUAUUCGCUUGACGAAGACAGCCGCACUCUACUCAACAGUGAAAAAUGGAAAGCAUUUUAUAAAAGUGUUAUGACUGGUACCUCAGUUAUGAUAUUCACCGAUAAAAGUCCGCCAGAAAUUUCGUUAAUUGGUGAGAAACUAGAGGUGGAACAAGUUUUUGAUAGUUUGAAGGAAUUUAUGAAGCGCAAUACAAUUGUGAAGGAAAGUAUUGGUUUGGGCGUUGGUUAUAAAGAAUAUUUACAGCUUUACUGCAAAAAGGAACUCGAAGCAAUCGGAAAUAAUUUCGAAGAACAUUAUGUUAAAGUAUACUUUGGAGAAGAAGAUAAAAGACUAAUCGUAUGUGGUACGAAAGAGGGCGUCAAAAACGCAACUAGGCAGUUGGAUAAAGUUGUGUCGACGAUAGCACUGGUACAGUCUUGUUGA